Stegastes partitus (bicolor damselfish) is the source of this 834-nucleotide messenger RNA. Its product is annotated as voltage-dependent calcium channel gamma-5 subunit. The record is from RefSeq and is a predicted model, not a curated record. Gene Ontology annotation, biological process: neurotransmitter receptor internalization; neurotransmitter receptor transport, postsynaptic endosome to lysosome; regulation of AMPA receptor activity. The coding region runs from base 1 to 834 and encodes 277 amino acids. Gene Ontology annotation, molecular function: channel regulator activity; voltage-gated calcium channel activity. The transcript is spliced from 5 exons. NCBI's taxonomy places the organism in Eukaryota, Metazoa, Chordata, Actinopteri, Pomacentridae. Gene Ontology annotation, cellular component: AMPA glutamate receptor complex; postsynaptic density membrane.
AUGAGCCUAUGUGGCAGGAAGGCGCUGACGUUGCUGAGCAGCGUGUUCGCUGUUUGCGGCCUGGGCCUGUUGGGGAUCGCCGUCAGCACCGACUACUGGCUCUACCUGGAGGAGGGAGUCAUCCUUCCGCUCAACCAGAGCACCGAGAUACGCAUGUCCCUCCACUCUGGACUCUGGAGGGUUUGCUUCUUGGCUGGGGAUGAGAAAGGACGGUGUUUUACCAUUGAGUAUGUGAUGCCGACUAACGUCCAGAUGACCUCUGAGUCCACUGUUAGUGUUCUCAAGAUGAUUCGCUCUGCCACGCCCUUUCCCCUGGUCAGCCUCUUCUUCAUGUUCAUCGGUUUCGUACUCAGCAACAUCGGCCACAUUCGACCGCAUCGCACCAUCCUGGCCUUUGUUUCUGGGAUCUUCUUCAUCCUGUCAGGCCUGUCGCUGGUUGUUGGUCUGGUGUUGUACAUCUCCAACAUCAAUGAUGAAAUGUUGAACAGAACCAAAACUAACGAAGCCUACUUCAGCUACAAGUACGGAUGGUCGUUUGCCUUUGCUGCCAUCUCAUUCCUGCUCACGGAGACGGCGGGCGUCAUGUCAGUGUACCUGUUCAUGAAGCGCUACACAGCAGAGGAAAUGUACAGGCCCCAUCAAGGCUUCUACCGGCCUCGCCUCAGCAACUGCUCAGACUACUCCGGCCAGUUCCUCCAUCCAGAUGCGUGGGCCGGACGUGGACGCAGUCCCUCCUCCAUCUCCUCCGAGGCCUCCCUCCAGAUGAACUCCUCGCACUAUCCUGCUCUUCUCAAGUGUCCAGAGUACGAACAAAUGUCCUCCUCACCCUGCUGA